Messenger RNA from Anopheles nili, 4409 nucleotides. RefSeq names its product endoplasmic reticulum transmembrane helix translocase. Gene Ontology annotation, cellular component: endoplasmic reticulum membrane. Gene Ontology annotation, biological process: intracellular calcium ion homeostasis. The record is from RefSeq and is a predicted model, not a curated record. Gene Ontology annotation, molecular function: P-type ion transporter activity; ATP hydrolysis activity; ATP binding. The transcript is spliced from 4 exons. Bases 1 to 3597 code for a protein of 1198 amino acids. Lineage: Eukaryota; Metazoa; Arthropoda; Insecta; Diptera; Culicidae.
AUGGUAUACGCCAAGAACCGAUUGACCGGCGGUGCAGGUAGCGGCACAUUGGACGAGCUGGUGCAGUACGUAACGAUUCACAUUCCGCUGCCAGUGGUACUGAGCGGUGCCGUGAUGCCAUUCAUGAUCGUCUAUGCGCUGUGGCUUUACCUGUGGGUGUUUGUUUACGGUGUCGACGAGUACCAGGACGCGGGAUUGCUUUUUCUGGCCGGUAUUGCCUUCACGCAGAUCUUUCUGUGCCUGUGCUGCUUCUGGAGCGUCCACGUGCAGACGUUUCUUAACUGCCGUAAAACGAAAGUGCCCUGCACCGGGGCGAUCGUAAAAGUCGUUCCCACGGAGAACAACGGAUCCUCCGAACUGGUGCGCAUCCGCCAGACGAAAGCCACAGAGGAAACGAAGGAGGACGGCGAAGUGUCGUAUUGGUUUCUGUUCCAAAAAACCAAAUACUUCUGGGACCCGAACAAGGCACUGUUCCGAAGCGUCGAGUUUCCCAUCCACAAGUCGUAUGAGGAGUAUUUUGAAUCCAAGGGCCACCUGGAUGACGCAGACGUCACGCUCGCCCAGGCCACGUACGGCGACAAUGAAAUGGAAAUGGUGGUACCAGAAUUUCUCGAACUGUUCAAAGAGCGAGCCACGGCGCCGUUUUUCGUGUUUCAGAUAUUCUCCGUUUUGCUCUGGUGUCUGGAUGAGUAUAUGUAUUAUUCGCUGUUUACGCUAUGCAUGCUUGUGAUCUUCGAGUGCGUGCUAGUGCAGCAGCAACUCCGCAGUCUGUCGGAAAUCCGCAAGAUGGGCAACAAGCCGUACCAGAUCAACGUGUUCCGUAACCGACGCUGGCGUUCGAUCAAUUCCGCCAAGCUCGUGCCAGGCGAUCUCGUGUCGGUGACACGCUCCCAGGACGAAAAUCUCGUCCCGUGUGAUUUAUUGCUCAUCCGAGGAUCGUGCAUAGUCGAUGAGAGUAUGCUUACAGGUGAAUCUGUGCCGCAAAUGAAGGAAUCACUGGAAAAUAACACAGAUGAACAUGACAAGGUGCUCGAUAUGGAGGCCGACGGAAAGCUGCACGUGUUGUUCCGUGGCACGAAGGUCGUGCAGCAUUCGGCACCGAGCAAGGGUGCGAUGCGAUCACCGGACAACGGCUGUAUUGGAUACGUGUUACGGACGGGCUUCAACACUUCACAAGGCAAGCUGCUACGGACGAUCCUUUUCGGCGUCAAGCGCGUCACCGAGAACAAUCUCGAGACGUUCGUCUUCAUUCUGUUCUUGCUCGUUUUUGCGAUCGCCGCUGCGACGUACGUGUGGAUCAAGGGUACGGAAGAUCCCAACCGGAAUCGCUACAAACUCUUCCUCGAGUGCACAUUGAUCCUUACCUCGAUCAUUCCACCGGAUCUACCGAUCGAGCUGUCGCUCGCGGUCAACACUUCGCUGCUACAACUGUCCAAGGUGUUCGUGUACUGCACGGAACCUUUCCGCAUGCCAUUUGCCGGCAAGGUACAGAUUUGCUGCUUUGACAAAACGGGCACCCUUACGAGCGACAACCUGUUGGUUGAAGGAAUUGCCGGCCUGAAGCAGGACACUUCGAUUGUGCCGAUUGCGGAGAUACCGGAAGCAACGGCACACGUGCUCGGUUCCUGCCACUCGCUCGUCCAGCUCGACGAGGGGCUCGUAGGCGACCCACUGGAAAAGGCCACCCUUACCGCCAUCGAUUGGAACCUCACGAAGGGUGAUUCGGUAGUACCGAAAAGGGGAAAGUUCAAAGCUCUCCGCAUCUACCAUCGGUUCCAUUUUUCGUCCUCGUUGAAGCGCAUGUCCGUGCUGGCCGGUUACCUUAUGCCGUUCUCCAACGAAACGUGCUACAUCGGCACGGUGAAGGGCGCACCCGAGAUCAUCCUGAAGAUGCUGCGAACAGUCCCGGAAAACUACGAGCGCACGUACCUCGAGUACUCGAGACGUGGUGCCCGAGUGCUCGCCCUCGGCUACAAAUCCUUCGGCACGCUCGACAACAAUACCGUACGCGAGCUGAAGCGGGAUGAUGUCGAGCGGGAUCUUGAGUUUGCCGGGUUCAUCAUCAUCUCAUGCCCGCUGAAGCCGGAUUCAAAGUACGCGAUCAAAGAAAUCAUUCAAGCGUCCCACAAAGUGAUGAUGAUUACCGGUGAUAAUCCGCUGACCGCGUGUCACGUCGCGAAAGAGCUUCGGUUCAGCCGGAGGACAAUCAUGAUCCUUACGCCCCCCGAGGAACUUAACGGAAGCACCGGAACCGAGCUGAGCGAGUGGCACUGGGAGUCGAUCAACCGUGAGUUGCAACUACCGGUCGAUUCGCGCACCGUCAAGGAGCUGUACAAGGAGUACGACUUUUGCAUCACCGGCGAAGGCUUGCAGUAUCUUGACCGCGAGCGACACGCCUACCUGCUGCAGCUGAUCCCGUAUGCGACCGUUUUCGCACGAUUCGCUCCAAAGCAGAAGGAGUACGUGAUAACGACGCUGAAGAAACUCGGCUACUAUACGCUCAUGUGCGGCGAUGGAACGAAUGACGUUGGAGCGCUCAAGCAUGCCCACGUCGGGGUGUCCUUGCUCAGUCACAUGCCCUCGCGUUCAGAGCGCAAGCAGCACCGUGAGCAGCAGGAAGAGAAGGAAGAGAAAAAGAAAAUCUUGAAAGCCGGUGGCGGUGCGAUCGAGGACGGUGGUAAUCGGCGGCAGCUGACUCCUCGCGAGCGGGCUAUCAUGCGAGCGCGAGAAAACCAAAGCGCCACCCAGGAACGCCUGCAAAAAGCCCUUAAGGAGAUGGACGAAGAACAGGUGCAGAUCGUCAAGCUGGGUGAUGCGAGUAUUGCGGCUCCGUUCACGAGCCGGUUGACGUCGAUCAAUUGCGUAUGUCACAUUAUUAAGCAGGGCCGGUGCACGCUGGUGACGACGUUGCAGAUGUUCAAAAUCCUGGCCCUUAACGCCCUGAUCUCCGCCUACUGCCAGUCGGUGUUGUACAUCGAUGGUGUGAAGCACAGCGAUGCACAGCUCACCCUGCACGGACUGCUAACGGCGGCCUGUUUCCUGUUCAUCACGCGAUCAAAGCCCCUCAAGGUGCUCUCGAAGCAGGCGCCACUGCCGAACAUCUUCAACCUCUACUCGGUCACGACCAUUUUGACGCAGUUCGCCAUCCAUUUCUCCGCCUUGAUCUACAUGGUGCACGAGGCUAAUGUCCGGUCACCUCCGCGGGAGACUAAAGUAAAACUAAACGUCGAUCUGGCGCCGGACGAGAAGCAAGAAUUCGAGCCAAAUAUCGUGAACAGCACGGUGUACAUCAUCGGUAUUGCCAUGCAGAUAGCAACGGUGGCCGUCAACUACAAGGGCCAUCCGUUCAUGGAGAGUCUCCGCGAGAACCGGUUGCUAUCGUACGCAAUCUUCAGCUCGAGCGCUAUUGUGCUAUGUCUCGCGCUCGGAAUCGUGCCCGACCUACUAGAGAUGUUCGAAGUGAUAAACUUCGAAUCGGAUUAUCGACGAAUUCUCGUCAGCGUACUGAUAGCGGACAUGGUGCUGGCGUACCUGGCCGAUCGCGUAUGCUCGUUUCUUUUUGGUGAAACGCGCGGAAAAACGGACAUUAUUACUUAAUUCCAUGGACACGGACGACGAGCGCGGACGACUGCGGAUGGGCAGAACUAGACUACACUGACAGUCGUUUGUACUACUUUUGCCAACCCACCUCCCCUCUUUGCGUGGUCGGCGUAUUUAGAUCACGGCAAAUGAAUAGAGCGCAAAAAGGAUAACAUUUAAACAGACAAGCAGACACGGUUAUUGCGUGUACAAAUCGAUAGCUAAACGAACAGGAAAGGAGAACCGAUCGACUGUCCGGUGUUGCUUCAGGUUACGUUUUUAAUUUACAACGAGAAAAGAGUCCGGUAUCGGUAGCUAAUUUAUGUUUAAACUAUGUUAGUUAGCACCCAUCGUGAGAAUUUAUACGAGUCAAACGAAUUAGCAGCAUUUACUUGAAGGGGUUGCCGGCAUUGGUUUGUGCACCCGUGUGCGACGCAAACUGCUUUAUUUCCUAGUAAUUUAAUCCAAAGUCUGCUGUUCUCGCAUACUAUUUGCUUUCUUUCAUUUUUUCGUGGGAAUUAUUAUGUUUUCACUCAGGAUUAAAGCGCAACCUAGGAAGUAUUGCACGAAGGGUGUAGGCACCAGUUUACGUCGGAAAAAUCACGAUCUGCAUUAUGGGCAUUUUGCAACGAACUUCUUAACUUUCCUCGUACAAGCAAUAGUCGGGAGAGAGGCAGAAAUAGUACAGAUUCGUGGGAUAAUGUGGACCGGUGUUAGCCUGUUAGGAGGGAAAGACGCAUCCUCCCGUAACCUCAUUACUAGUUCUCGGUAGCAGUUGUGAGAAAUGAUCAUCUUCUGGGAUGAAAAGUGAAAGAAUACAACAUAAUAUA